Messenger RNA from Oncorhynchus nerka (sockeye salmon), 12926 nucleotides. Its product is annotated as phosphatidylinositide phosphatase SAC2-like. The record is from RefSeq and is a predicted model, not a curated record. Lineage: Eukaryota; Metazoa; Chordata; Actinopteri; Salmoniformes; Salmonidae. Gene Ontology annotation, molecular function: phosphatidylinositol-4-phosphate phosphatase activity. The transcript is spliced from 20 exons. Gene Ontology annotation, biological process: phosphatidylinositol dephosphorylation; regulation of endocytic recycling. Bases 1384 to 4743 code for a protein of 1119 amino acids. Gene Ontology annotation, cellular component: clathrin-coated endocytic vesicle; early endosome.
CUCUGUGGAGGGUUACUGACUGAUGUAAAUGGACAUGUGUUGGAGGAACUACUUGAUGAGAAAAGUAUUGUGAGACUUCAUGAUAUCCGGGGAACCGGAGGGUGGAAGAUUCAGUAGGAAAUGGAUUGAGGAGAGCAGAGAGGGGUCAGUUUCAGGAGUUGAGUGAACAAGAGCUGUCUCAGGUUGAUCUCAAUUCAGAUAUAGAAACAGUCAAUGAUGAAGUAAAUGGAGCAAUAGUAGGGGCCGCAGGGCAGGAUAUUCCUAUGGGUACAGGGGGGACAAAGAGUAACGCAGUCCCCUGGUUGAGUGUGGAGAAGUUGUGAAUAGCAGGAACAGGGCAUUCAGAAUGUUGAAAAGGUCCCAUAAUUACCAGCACCUGAUUCAGUAUAAACAAGCACAAUCAGUAGUAAGGAGGAUCGUUAGGACAGCUAAGAGGGAGUGUUGGUGCCGGUUCUGUGGUAACAUAAAAAGGACCACUCCUGUGGGAGAGGUAUGGUAGGUGAUAAAGAGGAUGAGUGGGGUCAGACGAGAUUGGGAUCUCCCUGUGCUGGAUCGUAUAAUUCCCCUGGGCUAAAAAAAAUCUAAAUGUUAUCUAUGCCCAAGCCCUAAGAAUAUGUUGUGGAGCAAUCAGGAGCUCCCCGGUGGCAGCGAUGCAGGUAGAGUUGGUAGAGAUGCCAUUAGAAGACAACAGCUAACCAUGAUAUAAUGGGUAAAUCUAAAAGGACAUAAGGUUGCACAUCCUACAAAAAAGGUACUCCUAGAGAGCUGGAAACACGAAUGAAAUCUGAAUACAAGUUUUGGGUAGAUAGGCAAUGGCAUGGCGAGGGAGAUGGGGUUAUUUGGGAGGGAGUUUCGACUCUCUGUUGUUCUUCCUGCUAUCCCACCUUGGUUGCUCCCUCAGCCAGUGAUAGAUCUAGGGUUGCCUGAGCAGGUAAGAGCUGUUGAGGAAGGAGUAGUUGUAUUCACAAAUAGAUCAGGGGAGGACAGGUGGGGAGGACAGGUGCAGUUUGACCUUAUGUCUUUGGUCCACACUCCAAUCCAGUUGGUGGCGGUAAUGCACAUUAAAGUUGGUUGCCAAUCGCGAUCAAACAUCCAUAGAAGAAGUCACGUGUGAUUGUUUCUGCAGGAAAUCGACAGUCAGUCGGUCUUUCGACUGGAAAUGAAUUACCAGCUACAUUUUCACACAUUGAAUAAGUGUCUCAUUAUGUCUACUUUUUGAACUAAUAAAGAAUAUUUAAAAUAAGCAAAGCAAACGUUAGCCAACUUGCCAGGGAAACGCCCUGUCAGUAACGUUAACGUUAGAUAGGCGUGCUAGCUAUAGCUAGCUAACCGGUUUGGACCACAGAAAUAUUUACAUGGUUUGACAUACUGUACACCGAUAAAAUGGAGCUGUUUCAAGCCAAAGACCAUUAUAUUCUCCAGAGUGGCGACCAUGCUCUUUGGUGUAGCCGAAUAGAUGGGACCAUGAACGCCAGACCUGCAACAGACCUUCUUUUAGCUUGGAACCCAGUGUGCUUGGGCCUGGUUGAGGGUCUCAUCGGGAAAAUACAACUUCAUACAGAUCUUCCUCUGGGUCUCAUACUGAUCCGCCAAAAAGCGCUGGUUGGCCAGAUGCCAGGUGACCACAAAGUCUACAAGAUCACCAAGAUAGCUGUCAUUCCUCUGUCUGAGGAAGAGCCACUGGAUCUGGAGCUGGAGCUUUGUAAGAAGCAUCACUUUGGGAUCGACAAGCCUGAGAAACUUGCACCGUCUCCAGAUGAGUCGAAGUACCUGAUGAAAACUCUGAGUCAGAUCAAGUCCAAUGUUGGGGCUCCCACUAAGAAAAAGGUCAAGGAAAACAAAGAGAAGGAACGUCUCGAGAGGCGGCUGCUCGACGAGCUGUACAAGAUAUUCAUGGACUCCGAUUCCUUCUACUACAGCAUGACUUAUGACCUCACCAACACUGUGCAGCGGCAGGGAGACACAGAAAAGUCCAACUUACCCCAAUGGAAACAGGUGGAUGACAGAUUCUUCUGGAACAAACACAUGGUCCAGGAGCUAAUUGAUCUGCAGGUUCCAGAGGUGGACUUCUGGGUGACACCCAUCAUUCAGGGCUUUGUGCAGGUGCAGGAGCUGGUAGUGAAUUACAACGAGAGCCCAGAGGAGGAGAAGAGCAGCCCCGAUACGCCGCUCCAGGAGCUCACCUGCGUGGACGACAUCCACCCGCGCUUCACCGUGGCCCUCAUCUCCCGCCGCAGUCGCCACCGUGCAGGGAUGCGGUACAAACGCAGAGGGGUAGACACAGAUGGACAUGUGGCUAACUUUGUGGAGACAGAGCAGCUGAUACACGUGCACAACCACUCACUGUCCUUUGUGCAGAGCCGCGGUUCGGUGCCUGUCUUCUGGAGCCAAGCAGGCUACCGCUACAACCCCAGGCCUCGGCUGGAGAAAGGAGAAAAGGAGACCAUUCCUUACUUUGCGGCUCACUUUGACGAGCAGCUCAACCUUUACAAGAAGCAGGUCAUCAUAAACUUAGUGGACCAAAGUGGGCGUGAGAAGAUUAUUGGCGACGCAUAUCUCAAACAAGUCCUUCUGUACAACAAUCCUAACCUUACAUAUGUCUCUUUUGACUUCCAUGAGCACUGUCGAGGUAUGAAGUUUGAAAAUGUGCAAACGCUGACAGAUGCCAUCUCUGAUAUUAUCGCAGACAUGAGAUGGGGCUGGGUGGACCAGGCAGGAGUCAUCUGCCAUCAGGAGGGCAUUUUCCGGGUCAACUGCAUGGACUGUCUGGACAGGACCAAUGUAGUCCAGGCUGCCAUAGCUCGUGCAGUAAUGGAGGCACAGCUGAAGAAACUAGGUGUGAUGCCCCCUGAGCAGCCUCUGCCGCUCAAGUGCUACAGGAUCUACCAGGUCAUGUGGGCCAACAACGGCGACACGAUCAGCAGACAGUACGCCGGCACAGCCGCCCUCAAGGGAGACUUCACCAGAACGGGGGAGAGAAAACUGGCCGGGGUGAUGAAAGAUGGCGUGAACUCAGCCAACCGCUACUAUCUGAACCGCUUCAGGGACGCAUACAGACAAGCAGUCAUUGACCUGAUGAUGGGCCAUCCUGUGACAGAGGACCUGUACUCCAUUUUCAGUAAGGAGAAGGAGCAUGAGGAGAAGGAGCAGGAGAGCCAGAGAGUAACCCAGGAGCAGGUCAGCCUCCUGCUACAGACUUACAUGCAGCUACUGCUGCCCGACGACGAGAAGUUCCAUGGUGGCUGGGCCCUCAUCGACUGUGACAUGAGUCUUAUUGACGCAACCAGCAAAGACGUGGAUGUUCUCCUGCUGUUAUCCAACAGUGCAUAUUACAUUGCAUACUAUGAUGAGGAAGCUGACAAAGUCAAUCAGUACCAGCGCCUCAACUUGGAGGGUUUGGAAAAGAUUGAAAUAGGCCCAGAACCUACUCUGUUCGGGAAGCCCAAAUUCUGCUGUAUGCGUCUACACUACAAGAAUGAGGAGACAAGUGGGUAUUUUCACACACUGAGGGCUGUCACAAGGAAUCCUGAGGAUGACGGUAAAGACACGUUACAGUGCAUAGCUGAGAUGCUUUGCAUAACAAAGCAAGCCAUGGGACUUGACAUGCAGGUGAUUGAAAAGAAACUGGAGAGAAGGCACAGUAAACCUCACGAAGACAUCAUGGGCAGACACCCUGACCAGGUCCUUGGCAGCUCUGGUCUGGCUCAGGGAAAGAGCUUCCUCCUCAACAAGUUCUCCUCUCUCAACCAGAGGGUGAAGAAGUCCAAUGUCAACAUGGGCUCCUUCAAGGGGAGGCUGGGCAACACCUUCUCCACUAAGCCCGACGUGAACUUCCUGAAGCCCACCAUUGGGAUCACCCUCUGGAAGUCUGACAGCAGCUUGGAGACCUCCGAGGGGGCAAACACCGGCCCGGCUCUGAAGGACCUCUGUGACAACCACUCAGAGAUGUCGUCCGACUCAGAUUCGUACAACUCGGAUGAACACCUGCGCGCCGGCUCCUUGGAAAAUGUGGACUAUGUGCUGCCCAGCUGCGGCAUCGUGGCAUCAGCUCCUCGGCUAGGCAGCGUGGAGCUUAACAUCAGAGUCACUGGCUGUGACAGUAAACAGGGGGCUCCGGCUCUAGCCGGUCCUGAAGACCAGUCUCCCGACGCUACCUCAGAGGGUGAGGAGGCCAUCCUGAUAGACUUUGGAACGCCCAUUGAUGCCUAUUGCCACCAAUUCAUCCAAGAUGCGCAGACCAAACCUGUGGAGGUAUUCGGGGAGCAGAUGACUGGUGGCGUCCCAACACAGAACCCACAUGUCCCUUCACAUGCUAAAGGUCCCCUGGCCCCAGACGACCACCCAGGUUCAGAUCAGAAGAUGCAGGCGAAAGAGCUCCAGCUCCCUUCCAGGCCAUCCCAGCUAGAUGUUACCUCCAGACCCAAUCUCCUGACUGCCCAGAAGCUCAGCUCGGCAGCUUCUGGCAGCUCCCAGAGGAGCCUGGGCUCUCACAUGGAGGGCAGCCUGGGCCCCUUGCCCGCCGACGGCAACAGCAGCCGAGUGGUCUCCCCCUUUGCCAAGAUCAAGAGCUCAAUGGUGCAGGUGGCCAGCCUGACCCAGGCCGGACUUACCCAAGGCAUCAACUUUGCCGUGGCAAAGGUGCAGAAAAGCCCAGAGCCAGAAAUGGGCGGUCUCAAUGAGACACAAGAGAAAGAGCUGAAGGCAAUGUUUACACAGUGCCAGACGAGGAUCAUACAGAUCUAGCACUUCUAAAGUUGUAGCCUCUAAGCAGGUUUUUGUACAGUUAGUAGUAUAGUAUGUAACUUCCAGUACUUCCAGUAGCUAGCAGUAGCAUAAGCUUGCACAAGAAGGGACCCACACUGACUUGACUAAGAACCCUGCUCUUCAAUUCCCCUUGUAGUUGACCUGACCAUGUUUACAGCCAGUGUUGUAUAGUAUAUAAUACCCCAGCUCAAUACACGGCGUACUUAAUCCUAAUGCAAUUUCUUUCCGACUACCGCAAAGCAUUAUAUUCUGCCAAUAUGAACUAAUUGAACUAACAAUAGCCUAAAGAAAAUGAUUGAAUGAAAAGCAGCAAACAGACAACAUUCUUUAAUUAGACUCAAACAGAAAAAGGCAAUAGCUACACCUCGUUUCAAUUUCCCACCCAAAUACAGGGAAACUCUACAUAUUUCAAUGUAUUGAGUGCGCAAGUGGGUCUGUACUCUGUACUGUACUCACCUUCGUUGACGUGUUUUGCUCGACAAAGACUGAAGCAUUCCUUUCAGUUGAUUUUCCAGCUACAUUUGCAUGUCAGGCUAUUGUUGAUAACUGAAUUAGAUAAGGUAGGCAAUAUCCAGUGCAUGUUGAGAGAUGAGCUCUGAAUGGAUUUACUUUUGUGAUUCCAUUGGCACCUAUUGGCGUUUGUGAUAUAGGCCUAGUUCAUAGCUCUGUUUCAAAAACAUUAGUAGAAGUAUCUGACCAAAUGUCCCUAUUGAUUUUCAAAGGGCAGCUCAAUGUUAGAUAUUAGACCUACCCUAGGCUAGUAAGAAAACAAACAUACAACUCCUAGAUAAAUGGGGAUCAGUAGCUUGGUUUCCAUCAAAUUGGUGACAGAUUUUCAUGCGAAUAUUAAAAAAUCUGCAUUAAAAACAAUAUUCUCAUUUUCCCAUCAGAGAUGUUUCCAUCAAAUUGACUUGUUGUGGAUAAAAAGCUGUGCAUGAUAACGUAGUGCACAUAAAAAUUACUUUUGCGGUUACAUUCCUGUUCCGAAAAAAAAACUAAACUAAAUUGGUUUCCAUCGCAUUUAACUCUGUUUUGUCACAAAACAAAUUGUUAUACAGUGGGGUCAGAAAUUAUUGACAACUUUAAUAAAGAUGAGCAAUGACUGAAAUAAUUAAAAUACUGAGCUAUAUUGUAUGCUCAAAUUUUUUGGGGAAAUGAUAUUAAUACAAUUACUCAGAAAAUAGAUUCUUUAAACAAGUAAUAUAAAAAGAUCUAAAGAAGGUGGGGUUCAAAAUUGACUCCACUAAAGAUUCUUGUAAAUAAAGUAGUCAAGUUUAGUAUUUGGUCCUAUAUUAUUAAUGGUAAAUAAUGUAUUGUGUUAUUUUGGAGUCACUUUUGUAAAUAAGAAUAGAAUACGUUUCUAAACACCACUUGAUACCAUGAUUACAGCUAAUCCUGAAAUGAGUCUUGAGUGAGAAAGUUUGACCUACGAUCAUACCCCCCCAACAAGUUUGAGUCAUAAGCUUAAUGUUGUCAUUGCGUGCUAGGAAUAUGGGACCAAAUACAACACUUUUGACUACUUUAUCUUUACGGAUGACAAUUUUGACCCCUAACUUUGAGAUUUUUUUUAAUGACUUGACCUGUUGAGGCGAGGGGUCCCCCCCCCCGUUCCAGCAAAAGAUAAAAAUCACAAAAGCAGGAUUUAAAAAAAAAUCAAUCACUAACCUCUUGAAAAUCUUCAUCAGAUGACAGUCAUAUGACAUGUUACACAGUACAUUUAUGUUUUGUUCGAUAAUAUGCAUUUUAUAUCCAUAAAUCUCGGUUUACAUUGACGCCAUGUUCAGAAAAUCCUCCAAAAUAUCCGGAGGAAUUAUAGAAAGCUACGCCAGAUAACAGAAAUACUCAUCAUAAACUUUGACUAAAGAUACAUGUUCUACAUAUAAUUAAAGAUACACUGGUUCUUAAUGCAACCGCUGUGUCACAUUCUUUUUUAACGUUACGGAAAAAGCCUAACAUUGCAAUAAUCUGAGACGGCGCUCAGACGUAACAAUAUUUCUCCGCCAUGUUGGAGUCAACAGAAAUACAAAAUUACAACAUAAAUAUUCCCUUACCUUUGAUGAUCUUUCAUCAGAAUGUAGUGCAAGGAGUUCUAGUUCAACAAUAAAUAGUUUUGUUUCAUAAUGUUCAAUUCUAGUGUCCAAGUAGCAUCAUUUGCUACCACUUUCAGCUCCAAAUGCCCAAAAAAUGACUUCUGGUCCAGGAUAACUUUGCAUCAAAACUUCCAAAAGACAUAUUACAGGUUGAAGAAACUGGUCAAACUAAGUGCAGAAUCAAUCUUCAGGAUGUUAUAAUCAUAUAGAUCCAAUAGCAUUCCAACCGGAUCAUUCGUUUUCAUCUGGGGCUGAUUAGAACAGCCGAAGCACUCAAAGGCAAACGCGCCUCAACAAAAUGGAAUCCUUUUGCGACACCAACUACUUUCCUUCCCAUUAGGUCAAAGUUCACAGCAAAUGCUCCAUUACACUUUCUACUGAAUGAAGACAUCUAGUGGAAGACGUAGGAAGUGUUUCCAGAUCCAUAACUUGUUGGGAAGGGAGGGGGCGAUGACGUCAAAGUUGCCCCAACUUUCAGGAUUUCAAAACUUGUUUGGAAGAUUGCCUGCCCUGUGAGUUCUGUUAUACUCACAGACAUAAUUCAAACGGUUUUAGAAACUUCAGAGUGUUUUCUAUCCAAUAUUAAUAAUAAUAUGCAUAUAUUAGCAAUUUAGGACAGAUUUUGAUGCAGUUCACUAUGGGCACGCAAUUCAUCCAAAGUGGAAAUACUGCCCCCUAUCUCUAACAAAAUCUUAUUCUCUGAGAAAUUGUAUUAGUAUAAAAUAAUAAUUGCAUUCAUUAUUGCUCAUAUUUAUCAAGGGUGUCAAUAAUUUUGGACCCCACUGUAACCUAUGUGCCCACACUGGUCUUUGCACGUGCUCUCUAGCCAAAAGCUUGCAGAUAGAGUGCAGGUAGGCUACCGACAUGAUGAAUUUCCUAUUAUGGACAAAAGAGCAAGAUUAUUUUUACUUGUCAAACGGCAGCCAAGCAUCGAUCAUCAUGUCACCAGAAUAAGACUCAAUAUUUAUUGGAAAACAGCAUUAAGCUUAUCACCUUGCACUUUCUCCACCCUCAUAACUUAUUCCAUCUGUAGCAUAAUACACUCCAUGCUUUUCCGAGUCGUAGUGGGUGGUAGUCGUAGUGGGUGGGAGUCGUAGUGGGUGGUAGUGGGUGACCACACAUGUCAUUGUGUGACUCCAAGUUCGAUAUGAUGGUUAUUAUAUCAAUAUUUGCAUAUAAUUAAUUUUACUGACACAAAAAGAUCCCACCUUGUCUAGCAGAUUCUGUCGUGAAUAAUUUAAUUUUUCUGUCCCACAUGUACUUUACUCUCAUAAAAAAGUUAGUUGGAAACCUGGUUACUGUUGUCGAGUUUAUUCCCCAUCAAUAUAGGACCUUUAGCAACGUACAAGAAUUCCGGUAAGAGUAUACUGUUUGAUAUGUAAGUAUUGUACUGUAUGUAUAUCUGUUCCCUAAGUUAUAACCUUUUCAUUGACCAACAUGUAUUUAUGGACAUAUAACUAUAUCUCCGUACACUUUGGCUUUUGAUCAUGUUGAUGCUAGAGUUAGAUGCACUGCUGCUGAACAUUUCCGAAGGGGUUUGAGCAUUUUUCUUUGAGAAUAACCAAAAGUCACUAUUAACUGACAGCUUACCAAAAUCAUUUGCGAUUCCGUAAGCAUUGGUGGAUUGAUAGGAUUUAAUUGAAUUUUCAUACAAAUGGUUGUACCUAAUGUCUGCAUUAGGUCUAUGAGCCCUAAGUCCGUCACAUGUUUGACAAAUACUGUACAGUAGCAUAUAGAAUAUAUGCAAUGUGGUCCGUCCAAAGCUUAUUAAAAACACACUUCGAUGCUUUAUGCACUCCUGAAUCUAAAGUGUAAGCCUUAAAAGGACAUGAAAGUGGGAGAUUGUAUCAGGUAUUUAUGGCAAAACUACCUUUAGAGUUAAGUUUAUUCCAUCAUGAUGUUGCAUAAUUUGUUUGAUCUUGGUACUGUAUAUUAGAUCAUGUUCAGGGUAAUGUCAGCUUUUUCUUGGGAUAUUCCAUCCUCUGGCCUAUGUUUUUAAAUGGUGUUCAAUGCUCAGGACAUGAGCUCCAUUGGUGUGUUUUCAACUUUGUGGCAACAGUUUGGGGAAGGUCAAUACAGAAAUGGUUUGUUGAGAUUGGUGUGGAAGAACUCCAUAUUAAUGCCCAUGAUUUUGGAAUGAGAUGUUCAAUGAGCAGGUGUCCACAUUAGACACGUCGUGUAUAAACGCAACAUGUAAUAAUUUCAAAGAUUUGAAUGAGUUACAGUUGUUAUAAGGAAAUCAGUCCAAUUGAAAUAUAUUCAUUAGGCCCUAAUCUAUGGAUUUCAAAUGGGAAUACAGAUAUGGAUCAGAAAACCAAGAAACUGUCGUCGGAAUUGUGGGUGCCGAAUGAUUUCCUAGUAGCCUGCUGAUAUUGUUUGGCACUGCCAAAGCUUUAAUAUGACAGCUGCAAUGCAAUAGGAAUAUAAGGCUUUAAGCAGGGCUAAGGGUUGUAUUUCAUGUUGUAUUUAGGAAUGCAUGCACUACACUGGAGCAGUUAAAUUGGAGCAGAAACCGUUCUUACCUGAAUUAGGUACCGAUUUGUAAAACAUGAUUCUUUUAUAGUGUAAACACUCCUUUCAUAUGGAGUUUUAAUGUUAGGAGCGGGUAUAGUCCUUACAUUUGCCAGAUGGGAGUUUUUUAUUUCCCCCCCCCCUUUUUUUUUUCUAACACCAAGUGCUUUUGAAACAACCUUUUAUUUGUCAUCAAUGGCUGAUGUCACUUGCCAGAUAUGUACCAGUAAGGAUUCUGCCCAUAGACAAAGUACAGUUCUAUUUCAAAUAUAUUGUUUCGAUAUCUCACAAUGGCCGUUGUCUUAGAUGGAUUCUCUAAUGGAAGAACCAAUCACAGCAGAGCUAUUGAGCCUGCUGCUGCUGCUACAUUUCGGCCUUUCCCAGAGGCCGACAGUGGGGAAGCGGUCCGUCGCUGCGACCGCAUCGAGGUCCCGCCCACCUGGAGGGAAGGAGGGGCGUCUGACCUAGGGGUACGUGCCCGGCGGUAGAGGCAGCCAACAGAUCACUAUGGGGCAGAGGCACAUCUCUACUCCUAAAACCCUACCACUCGUGCAGCGGUGCACUUCUAUGCAUCUGCUCACAGGGACCACUGGUGAGCAAGAGUCAUCUGACUUGUGAGUAACUCGCUGCAGGAAACUGGCGAGCAUGUGCAGUCAAUGCCCGCCCUAUUCUGGAUCUACGGAUCCUCAACAGAUUUCUGAGAAAGUCCAUAUUCUGUAUGCUUACGCUCAACGUGCUGUCUCGCUCUGUUGAGGCGACUGGUUCAUUUCAGUAGAGACCGUAAGAGAAAGACAGAUUGGAGAGCUGUUUGUACCGGAUUCGAACCCACGCCAGCGGCCCUAACUGCUAGGCUGUCGCAGGACGCUUAUUUUCACAUAAGUAUUCUGCCGACACACAGGAGGUUUCUCAGGUUCGCCUUUCAAGGCAAAGCUUCCGAAUACCUCGCUGUUCUCUUCGGGCUAGCGUUGGCUCCCUGAACGUUCAAGUGUGUAGAGGCGGCGCUAGCACCCCAGAGGGGUUAAAAGUAUCCUCUUACAUAGACCAUUACCUGCUUUGCUCCCCUACACAGAAGCAAGCGGUACUAGACAGGUCUUCACCGAGCUAGGGUUCAAGGUCAACCAGAAAAAGAGCUGUUUGGUGCCCACUCAGAGAAUAGAAUACCUUGGCGUCAAGCUGGAUUCUCUCUUAUCGGGCUACACUAUUGGACGGCCACGCUCAAAACAUGUCUCCGAGUUGUUGGGUUGAUGGCGUCCACCUCAGUAGUACCACUAGGACUACUGAGAAUGACACUUCCAGAGUUGGGUAAAAACUGUCAACGUUGGCACCUCAAUCGAAAGGUGAAGGUUUCCACGGGCUGUCUCUCAGCUCUCCGUCACUGGAAGAUCCCCUCAAUCUUCUUUUCAGGCACCCCCUUAGGGGUAGUGUCAUCGAGGAAGGAGGUGACGACAGAUGCAUCAGUCAAAGGAUGGGGGCGCAGUUCACGAGGGAAGAGCAAUAAACAGACUGCGAUCCCCACAGCUCUGCCACGCUCAUAUAAAUUACCUCAAACUGCUGAGUGUUUCAUUUUAAAUGGUCACAUCCUGGUCAGAACAGACAAUAUUACUGGAGGCAUACAUCAACCACCAGGAUGGCACUUUCUUGCUGUGCUUACACAGACUGCCAAGAGUAUUCUGUGGAGCAGUGCACAUCUCUCAUUAUGCGUGACUCAUGUCCCGGGUGUACUGAAUGUGGGAGCAGACUUGUUGUCCAGGGGGAAUCCCAGAUCUGGGGGAGAGUUACCGUAGAUCGCUUCACAGAAAGACACGUUGUCCCUUGGCCAAGAGUGUUGCUCUAUGCUUUCUCUUCUAUGCUUGAUCCUCCCCUCUCUGAACAGAGUGAGGGAACAAGGCUUAUCUCUGAUCUUGAUAGCCCCUCGAUGGCCAGGAAAGCUCCGGGUAGCAAAGCUCGCUUUACGACGAGCCCUGGCAACUACCAUUACGCAAGGGAUCUACUGACCCAAGCGAACAGAGAGAUUUUCCACCCUUACCCGGAAACCAUGACCCUCACUGUAUGGGAACAAGUGGUGCGUAUUUGAGGUGGUGUGACCAGAAACUGAAUUCCUUACCAAUGCUCUGUAUCCAAGGUUUUAUGCUUCUUGCAGGAUUUUAGACGGAGGGGAGGCAUUCUCCACUGUUAAGGUUUAUUUAGCUGUCAUAUCUGCCUGUCGUAUAGACUUCAACAAUCACACAGUAGGGAAACGCCCGCUUAUGUUUUAUGAAGAGAGUGCGUCGUUUAUGCCGUCGCCAAGCCUUUAACUCAGUCUUGGUACUUUGCUUGAGGCAAUUUCCCAGCAGUUGCUGGAAAGUGUGGAGAUGAAAUAUCUCUGCCCAAAACGAGUGAGUUGCAUGCACUGUCAGUUCAACAUUCAUGCCUACAGUUUUCCCCAGGGUUAUCCAAGGUAACACUGUAACUCAACCCUGCUUUCAUGCCUAAGGUCAGCAGCAAUUACAAUUGUCCAGUCUUGGGAGUUUAUGGCUUUCCACCCGCCGCCCUUCACUUCUAUGGAAGAAGAGCAUCUCCACCGUUUGUGUCCAGUACGAGCUUUGAACAUCUAUUCUGAACAGAAAUAUAAAGCGCAACAUGCUAAAAAUAUAAGGAAAUCAGUCCAUUUAAAUAAAUUAACUAGGCCCUAAUCUAUGGAUUUUACAUGACUGGGCAAGGGCGCAGCCAUUGGUGGGCCUGGGAGGGCAUAGACCUCAUGCUGUUUAAUCAGCUUCUUGAUAUGCAACACCUGUCAAGUGGAUGGAUUAUCUUGGCUAAGGAGAAAUGCUCACUAACUGGGAUGUAAACAAAUGUGUACAAUUUUAAAUGAAGAAGCUUUUUGUGCGUAUUGAAUGUUUAUGGGAUCUUUUAUUUCAGCUCAUGAAACCAACACUUUAUAUGUUGCAUUUAUAUUUUUGUUCAGUAUACUUGGAUAGAACGAGAGCAUGGUAAGAGUGACCAACUCUCCAUCUCCUAGGUGCCCCCCCCUGCAAGAGGGCCCCUCUCUUGUCAACGACUCCCAUAGUGGAGGCUAUUAUAAUAGCAAGGGUUUGCAGCCCCCUGGGGGCUUGAAGGCUCAUUCCACUAGCUCUUGGGCACUGAUUAAGGGCAUUUGUUUGCAAUACUGCACGUUGGGCCACCCCUCAUACAUUUGAGGUUUUAACAGCUGGAUGUUUCUGCUCCUUCGUUGGUGCAUACUGUCCUCCGUGUUGGUGCCUCAGGGGUGAUAUUGUUGGGACUAGUCUGGCUUCGGAGAGCAAGUGGGCAAUCUAUAUCCCCAUUGUGAGAAAGUGAAGUGAUAUAUUUGAAAUAGAACUUGGGGUUACUUACGUAACCGAGAUUACGAAGUUACAUUUACGUCAUUGUGAGUGACUAGACUAAACACGAUUGCACUGCAUUUAAACACAUUUUCCAGCGAUAAUUCCAUGUCUGAAUGUCUGUGGUUGUACUUCACCUCUCAAACAACUGACUUGUCAUUUUUUUAUGUUGUACUCAAAUUUGAUUGAAUAUUAAAAUAUAUUUCUUAUUUCUACUGUAUAA